AUGAGGUUAUCGCAGUGGCAGACGUCGCUGUUACUCUGUUUGGCUUCUCUCUUACCUCGGCCGUUGUUUGCGGCUUCGUCUGCCGCUACCUCCCUGCCCACCUGCACUCCGCAGAAUUCCAUUCCGAUUCACUACCCCAUCCGUAACGUCACUCUGAGCGACAGUACAUUAAGGAGAGGCGCUGCUGUGUCCUUUGGGACUCCCGGACAGCCUUUUGCCUGUCUAAUCAAUCCAACAUACAACAACACAUACCUUAAUGACGGUACAGUCCCCCGCUGCAGCGUCAACAAUACACGGUCGCAAUGCUCCAACCAAUACGGUGGCCUGUUCGACGAGGGGAGUUCGACAACAUGGUCCCCAUCAAAUUUCGCCGCACUAGGGACCGCUGGCGAGAGUACAUCAGAUCAGGAUAACGACACUUGGGGAAGUGAUACUUUGCUCGUUAAUACUACGCUUUCAGUACCAGAUUUUCCAUUGGGAAUCUUUCGAGGCUCAAGAGACUAUCAGAACACCUUAGGACUGGGGCGCAACUCGACCUUGCUAAAUGCUCUUGUCUCAGCCGAAGCUAUAGCUUCCAGGACCUUUUCGAUUUUCCAGGGCUGGACUGGUGCCCAGACUCAGUACCAGACGGACGGAAGUUUGAUACUUGGCGGUUAUGAUUCGGCAAAAAUUACCGGCAAAAAUAUCACGCUACCUCUUACAGUUGAAGAGGAUUGCAUUAACGGCUUGCUCAUUUCCGUGACUGAUAUCAAUAUGAAUUUGAACAAUGGCUCAAAUAUUAGCAUUAUAGGAAAAUCACGGGGAUCGGCCAUGAGAGCCUGUAUUGAACCUGACUACAGUCCCAUGACGCUGUCUGAGGAUAUCUGGUGGGCCUUCACAAACGUCACUGGAGUAGCUGAAACAGGUCGUUCUGUAAGCCCGAUCAAUCUGUGGGGAAUGAUGAUCCCCACGAAUGGAGCAUACGAUGGCGAUCUCACCUUCUCAAUCUACCCAGACCUCGACAUAACAAUUCCCAAUCACCAACUCAUUGUUCCCGAUAUCGAGAUCAACUCUGAAGGACAAGGAUAUCCAUCCAGCUCCACCGAAGUCGAAGUAUUGAUCAACAGUCUCCAAGGCAGCAACACGAACGACAUGCCGCUCUUCGGCAUGCCAUUUCUUAGCUCCGCAUAUCUCAUGGUCGACAACGACCGGCGGCAAUUCACGCUGUCGCAAAGCCAACAGUCUACCACUUCAAACCUCGUCGCCAUCGGCCCGCCCGCGUGCAACACCCCAGCGCCCUCGCAUACACCGCAGCCGUUGCCCUCUAUCCUCGCAAGCCCGACCCCGACGCCAAAGUCCAGCUCUGGCACCCCUAAAGGCGCGAUCGCUGGCGCGGUCGUUGGUGGAUUGGCCAUUAUCGCUAUAUGCAUUGGCGUAUUCUUCGUCCAGAAGAAGCGACGAGCUCAGCGUUUGGCCGGGAUACAGAAGCAAGAGUAUGGGGCCGUGGCAGAGGCGGUCAAGAAUCCGGAGUAUUCGGACAACCAGGUGUGUACGACAUCGGAAAUGUCAUCUCAUAGGCAGCCGCCGCAGGAAAUGCCAUUGGACAGGGAUUCGCGAAAAGGUAUUGCACCUCAUGAGUUGCCAGCCACGUCGAGGCUUCGUCGACCGGGCAGUGCAAUAUGA
Molecule: messenger RNA, 1662 nt
Organism: Letharia lupina
Lineage: Eukaryota; Fungi; Ascomycota; Lecanoromycetes; Lecanorales; Parmeliaceae
Exons: 3
Coding region: 1-1662 (553 amino acids)
Source: RefSeq, a predicted model, not a curated record